UAUUACUGAGGGGCGUCAAUAGAGCGAUUGCAGACCAGAUAGAGCCUGAACUCAUGUUCUAGAUUUUCACAAGCACCCAGGUUGCUAGUGUCUCGGCACAACCUGUCAACAGAUAGCAAUCAUUGCAAAUUAAGGGUUCACCAAGCUUACUGACACGAAUGAAAACAUGGAGGUCAUUAUAUCGCUAUAUUUGUCCUCAACCGCCGAAACUCCUGAAGUCUCAAUGAUUUUAAAGCAAUUAAAGCAAUUGCAAUGGCUAUUACGGUCCCCAUUAAUGCCACAAACCAGACUUUCUUGUUUGGCAURUCCUUCACAAGGUUGACCCUAUUAAUUGAAAAUGAAAGUGCUUUUUCGAUAAAGCCUGACUCCGAUUUUGAGCCCUCCCGGACGCCGACCAACCUCUCGUGACCCGACUCAGACACUUGUUUAAGUAUUGAUGGAACAAAAAGGUCCGUUCCACGGCUGACCUAUCUGUCUCCAGCCCUUAAUCUGUCUCAAAACAAGAGCCUGAUUGACAAAUACGUUCUUAGGUUUGAGCUUAUAUUAGGCUUUUUAAAGACCUGAUAAACCUAGACUAAAGUUCACCCAUGCUCUCAUAAAUCUGACGUCACUCCGCUUCAGCUGAAAAGCUUGGCUUAUUAGUUCUUGUAGAAAGAGUUGGAUAUUAAGGCUGGCUUGUGUACGCAUCGGACGGAACUAGCGCGUUAUGCAGUAGGACAGCAGGAGGGCCGAUUGAUACAUACCUUGGUUAUAUCAUGCAACCCGGUCAGAGGGGCUGGCACUAUUAGCACGUGUGAUUAUAGAGAAUCAAACAAACAUGGCGGAUGCUUUGAACGGAGCGUAAAAGUUUACAACAGCUCGGAAAACUCGCCUACUUUUCCCCUACACUGCUGUUAAACUGUCUUACAUGGACGAAAACAAGCCAUGGUCUCUACUAGACUUAUGUUUGAGUGCAGUAGGAAAAAAUGGACGUGGGUUGACACCGAAAUAUUUGCGAGACACUCCGAGGCAUCUCUUAAUGCAAAUACUACAGAGUUUGAAUCCGUUUGACUUGGAAAGGCUUGAAGAAGGGGAUAUUCGCAGUUUGACUGGUAUCGACACAGACAGUUUAUGGCAAUUGCACUAUUGUCAGCAGUGGCGCCAUAAAGGCAGGUGGCCAGAGUCAUACUAUCAGGCUGCUAAGAACAGUAGUAGGUUAAAUGAAAAGAUCCCCUGGCGUGUUCUCUAUUGGCAGCGACAUUUCCAGGAAGUUGUGAAUAGUACUGAGGCCAAGACAGCUGUUGUUCACUGGCAUCCAGAAAGCCGUUCCCUUCCUCAAGACUCCAAGGAUGGAAUGAGGGCAAAAGCAAGUGAACUAUUUCUCCAACAAUCUGCUGGAAGGUUUGGCAAGUAUGCCACUUAUCUAAGACUACACAACUCGGCAUUGACUUACUUAUCUACGCAUUUAGACAUAUUCCAGGAAUUUGCCAGCCACGUUGAAUUUUUGGAAAUCUAUCAUCUACGGGAAAAUGGUGUUGAUGCCAUGUGUUCCCUUCUUCAAAUCCUUCUGGCCAAGAACCUGAAGUCUGUUGGAAUGUGCUUUCCUAAAGUGAGAGAUAUUAAUCUCUGGAGUAAGAUACUACAUAUAAGUUCUACUGGGUUUGUUACCAGUAAACCUCAAGUAUCUAUCGGGAAGGUGCAAGCUGUUAAAAAUGCUAAGGUUACUAAGACUGCACCUAAUCCUACUCCCCCUGCAACCCCAAGCCCCACAACACCAAAGCCAUUACAUCUAUAUGUUGUACAAGGACAGAAUGAUAUACGCCUAGGAGUGAUUGAUGGCUCAAUAAAUAUUAUUAAUGAACAGCCACCAAGUGUGCAUUCAAAUACUGGUACCACGAAUGAUGAAUUAAUCAGUAAUUCCAAUGAUGUUACGAAUGGACAUGUUGUUUCACAUAGUGUUACUGAUGCUAAUCUAAGCCAGGUUACCAGCGUCAACACACCAAACCACAUCAAGGAAUAUGACAAUAUUGAUUUUUAUGACUUCGAUGAGCACAGCAAAGACAUUCUGGAAAUUCAGGAGUCAUCUGAUCACUAUAAGAAUGGCAAUGGCAUAGAGGAUGUUCAUUUUGAUUCUAACGAUCUUUAUUCAGAGGUGUUUCAUAAGCAAACUAUAGAUAUCAGCGAAGAUGCAAGUUUCUCUUUCCAUGAUCUCUUUGGGCCAAACCUUCUGGAAGAUCACCAUACAGGAGUGACAAGAGUACCACCGGAGGAAAAAGAAGUUGUGAAGGAGAUGCCACCAGUUAUUCAGAUCCCAGCACCCGAAACCCCUGAAGCAGUUGGAGGGUUCUCUUUUCUUCAGCAUUUUGAAUUUUCUUCGUUUUGGUUUCAUGAUGAUCUUCUUUUUCUUUUUGCUAAGUCAUUGAGACAGUGGCAUAACCUGGAGUCCUUAGUUCUGAGAGACAAUGCAAUAGGCUUCCAGUCUAAAGGAAAGAUCUUAAUCGAUGCUCUAAUACCGUUAUGUCUAAAAGGGAAAUUAAAAUAUCUCAGAAUCGAAAUCAACCCAGUCGAUGAUCAUUUUGUGUCAUUGAUAAGUGAAGGCAUUGGAACCUACUGCUCAACUUGCCAUUCAGGUGUCCAGACGUCCCUCAGGGUCCUCUAUCUUUCGUCCAGUAAGAUCACUGCAUUGGGUGUCAGUCACUUAGCUGGGAAGCUCUUAAAUAAAUGCACAUGUCCUCCCAAACCAUCUGAACUGUUGCCGCACAGCCGAAAAUUUAGGAAAAGUCUUCCUGAGCCUUUGUCAUCCUCAAAACGGCGCCGACUCUCCCGAUACAGUCGUGACUCUCUGCCAACGAAAAUAACUGCUGAUGACUCCUCAUCAUCAAGUGACAGUAUGAGCAGUACAAGUAGCAGUAGCUACUCGAUUAGCUCGCAAGAUUCCGAUUCACAGGACAGUUUUUCUCAGGAGUUGACAAGUCUCAAACUGACUAAGACCCCUGAGCCUCAUUUUGAUGGUCUUCAGGAACUGACAAUAUGUAGCACAAUAGGCGAUGAAGGGGCGUUUACCCUCUCAAGUGUUUUAGGUAAUAAUAGUACUCUAAAAUAUUUGGCCUUACCAAGCUGUGGUAUGCACACUGCUGGGCUGGCAUCAAUCUUCAGAGCCAUAUCAGGUGAAUCCAGCAGAAAAUGCAACAAAACUCUAAAAACCUUGAUUCUUCGAGAGAACUCUUAUGAACCUUCACACGAUAACAGUUUAUCUGUUCUCCUCAAGAAUGGAAAACUAACAGAGCUAGAUAUAAGUUUCUGUGGACUUGAAGUUCUCAGUGGCGAUGUCAUUAGUUCACUGGGCCAAAACUCAAGUUUAAAAAGUCUGAAUAUUGCAGGAAAUAGACUUGGUGAUGCCGGGCUAUCAGCUCUUUCUCAGAUAUUCAGCCAACCAGGAUGUUCCUCGAAUUUGACAAAGCUGGACCUCAGUUACAAUCAAGGUACAGCAGCUUCCAUCGGCACCCUUGCAUCAGCACUUCAUAAAUUCUUACCCAAGCGACUUGAAGAAAUCAACUUGGCAGGAAACUUCUUGGGUUCAUGUGUCAGUAAAGUAGUGUCCAGUAUUCGUCCUCUGGUGAGGAAUGUGUUUGCUGGCAAUCUGGAUAGCAGUACGAUAUAUGCUGAUUAUAUUAGCCAAAUGUGAUUCUUGUGGCGUUGCUAACGGAUCAUUAAUUUUUUUAUUUUGACUGAGAAACAAUUUUGAGGAUGUUUGAGUGAUUUUACUUUGCAAGUGAAACAAAGAUGUAUAAUUAAUAUCUAACCGUCAAAGUGAAACAAAAGAAAUUAAUGGAAUUAGCAUAACAUUCAUUAUAUUGUUUGGUACUAACUAUUUCUUUAAAGGCCAAGUAAAAUUACUCUAAUCUUAGGAAUGUACUCAUUAACCUUAAAUAGCUAGUAGAGGUUACUAGAUGACCCCCCCCC
Messenger RNA from Actinia tenebrosa (Australian red waratah sea anemone), 3942 nucleotides. RefSeq lists its product as uncharacterized. The record is from RefSeq and is a predicted model, not a curated record. Lineage: Eukaryota; Metazoa; Cnidaria; Anthozoa; Actiniaria; Actiniidae. Gene Ontology annotation, molecular function: protein binding.